AUGAUUGCUCAGGUUGUUGGGUUUGGCAUGCCACACAACGAGUUUCCUUUACUGUGUAAAAUCUUAGGCUUUUUUAAUCAUUACUUUUGGUUAGCAAGUUUCUUCUGGAUGAGUGCGUGUUCAAUUCAAAUGUUUCUUUUGUUUGGACGUUUGAACAUAUAUAACAUGAUUAACAAUUCAAAGAGGCUUUUAAAAUAUUGUUUGUAUGCUUAUGGAACUCCCAUCCUCUUGACCGGAACAAAUAUAGUGUAUUCUACUCUGUCAUCAAAGGGAGAGAAUUUUGGGUAUAGCUUGGAUGUCUGUUAUAUAACAUACCCAAUCAUGAUUUUGGUCACGUUUGCUGUACCAGUGUUUCUUAUCAUAUUUUCAAAUAUACUUACAUUCGUUGUCGUCUGCUGUCGAAUCAACCAUCAUCAGAAAAUUAAUGCUGUGCAGACACGCUACUCCAGAAGCAAAGUCCUGGCUAAGUUAUCGUUCUUAAUAGGAAGUCCAUGGAUCAUAGCUUUUGUCAAUUACUGGAUAAGAGAUAAAAUCCUAGAGUAUAUUUUCUUGGCUUUAAGUGGUUCUCAAGGUCUCUUCAUAAUGAUUUCUUUUGUUUGCACUCGACGUGUGUUUGAUUUAUUGUGCGAAAAAAUUAAGCGCAAGAAAAAAAAUCAAAACAAAAACGUUUCAACAAGAUUGUAAGCAAUAUUAUUAGAGCUGUCUCAGCAUUUUCUGAUUUCCCUUAUUUCAAAAUAAUCUUUAGGUGGAUUAAU
Molecule: messenger RNA, 755 nt
Organism: Saccostrea cuccullata (small rock oyster)
Lineage: Eukaryota; Metazoa; Mollusca; Bivalvia; Ostreida; Ostreidae
Product: adhesion G protein-coupled receptor L4-like
Exons: 1
Coding region: 1-684 (227 amino acids)
Biological process (GO): cell surface receptor signaling pathway; G protein-coupled receptor signaling pathway
Cellular component (GO): membrane
Molecular function (GO): G protein-coupled receptor activity
Source: RefSeq, a predicted model, not a curated record